AUGGAAGGAAAUUAUUACCAACAACUAAUUGGGAAUCUUGUUAGAAAAGUAUUCAAUUAUAUUGUUAUUCAUAAUAUCCAUGAAAAUCAAAUAUGGAUUUUAUUAAUUGAAAUGUUAAAUAUGGUAGAACACAAUAAUAUACUUAAUUAUUCAUUUAAAAUGAUUUCAUAUGAAAAAGAACAAGGAAGAGAAAUAUUAAAUUUCAUAAAAAAAGAAAUAAUAAAAAUGAAUAUUAAAGAAGAAAUUGUUAUUUCAUUUAUUUAUUGUUGUUUAAAUAAAAUUAAAGGUACAAAUAAAGAAUAUUAUGAACUUAUUCAAAAAUAUAAUAUACCAAGAAAUAGUAAUGAAGGAUUACUUUGUAUUCAUUAUAAUCUUCUUGAAAUAAUAGAAUGUAUUAAAAGAAAGAAAAAAGAAGAAGAAACAAUAAUAUAUAUUGAAAAAAAUAAAGAAAUUUUAAAUAAAUUUCCAAAAGAUACAAUAAAUCCAAUAAAUAUAUGGAAAGUUUAUAAUUUUAAUUUUGAAUUAAUAGGAAUUCAAACAUUACUUAAUGAAAUGAGUAUAUAUUUAAAAGAAGAACAAAUAGAAAAUAAUAAUAAUAAUAAAAAAGUUAUUGAAAAAAUUAUUGAAAUGAUAGGAUUAAUAUGUAAUAUAAAUGAAGAAUAUCUUAUUAUGUUUAAUAACAUUAAAAGAAUAGAAAUACCAAAAGAAAUAUAUUUUAAUGCAGAAAUAAUAGAAAAAUUUGAAAUACCAAAAUAUCUUGGAAAAAUAAUAUUAAGAAUAACAGGAAUUGCAAUAUAUCAAAGAAUAUCACUUCUUGAAAUAACAAGAAUAUAUAGAUGUUAUUCAGGAAUACUUAAUAUUAAAGAAAGCGAAAUAAUUAAUAUAUUUUAUACAAAUGGAUAUAAAUUAUAUCAAGAAAAAAAAUAUUUAGAAGCAAUUAUUGUUAUUAAUACAUUAUUUUCAAUUAAGAAAACAAUAUUUAAAGAAAAAGAAGAUAAAAGAAUUGAAGAAGCAGAAAAAAUAAGAAUGUUAUCAAGAAAAGCAAUUGGAAAAGAAGAAGAAGGAAUUAAUGAAUUAAUAGAAAAAAUUAAGAAAAUAGAAGAUAAAAAAAUAAUAGAAAAAUGGAAAAUAAUUAAAAGAAUAGAUGAUAUAAUAAAUAAAACAAAAGAAAUAGAAUAUUGUAUAGAAGAAAUUUUAGGAAGUUUAGAAAGAAAAGGAAAUAAAAUAGAAAAAGAAAUUAUUAUAGAAAUAAUAGAUAUUGGAAUUACAUUUGAACCAAGAAUAAUAAAUAAUAUAACAGAAAAUAAAAGAAAAAUAAUAAAAAGAAUAAGUCAAGAAAUGGAAAAAUAUUAUAAAGAAAAACAUAUAAUACCAUUUGAAGUAAUUAGAUUUAAAAUUUAUGAAAUAAUUGUUGAAAAAGAUAAUAAUAUAAAUAAAAAAGAAAAAAUAGAAAAUAUUAUUGAAGAAAUUAAAAAAAAAGAAGAAGAAAAAAUUUAUAAUAAAACAAAAGGAAUUGAUAUUCUUAUUACAUUAGCAAAAUGUUAUUAUUUUAAAUAUAUUAUAAAUCUUUAUAAUAUAGAAAGAAAAAAUAAUGAUGAAAAUAUUAUUGAAAUAAUGAAAACAUUAAAAUAUUUAAAUACAAUUAAUCAAAAAUAUAAUAAUGAAGAAAUUAAUAAACAUAAAAUGGAAAUUAUACCACUUUUAAUUAUUAUAACAACAUUAUUUGAAAUGUAUGGAGAUCAAACAAAUCAAAUUAAAUGUAUUGAAAAUAUUAAAGAAAUAAUAACAAAAAUUUCAAUAACAAAUGAAGAAAGAAUUAGUUGUUAUUUAAAAAUUAUAGAAAGUUAUAUUUCAAUGGGAUAUAUAAAAAAUGCAGAAAUAAUAAAUGAAAGAAUUGAAAAAAUUUAUAAAGGAAUAAAUAUAGAAGGAGAAAUAAUAAUAAAUUAUAUUAUGUAUUUAAUUAUGAAAAUUAAAAUUGAAAUAGAAAAAAUUAAUCAAGAAGAUAGAAAUAUUAAUAAUUUAAUUAAUCAAAUAAAUAUAUUAAUUAAAGAAGAAAAUUUUAAGAAAAAAAAUACAGAAUGGGAAAGAAUUAUAAUAAAAACAAAAUUAAAAGAUGUUAUUAGUUUAUAUUAUUGUAAAAUAGGAGAUUAUAAUAAAGGAAUUGAAUAUAGAAAAAAAACACUUUGUUUAAUGAAAAAAAUAAGUGAAAUAAAAAAUAAAGAAAUUAAAACAAAAAAAGGAAUUUUUUUUUAUACAAUAUAUUCUUUUAUUGGAAAUAUAAUUGAAUCAUAUUUAAAAUAUGGAUGGAUAUUUGAAAUAAAAAAUAAAUAUAAAGAAGCGUUGAUGUCUUAUCAAGAAGCAGAAAAAAUAGGAAUAGAAACUGGAAGUUUAUUAAGACUUAUUGAAAUAAAAACUCAAAAAGGAGAAUUAGAAAUGAAAAAAAGAAAUUAUGAAGAAGCAAAAAAAGAAUUUAAAGAAAUAAAUAAUAUUUCAUGUAAAAUUAAAAAAUAUGUUUCUGUUAAAAGAAAUAUGAUAAUGACAUUCAUGGAAUUAGGUGAUUUAUAUAGAAAAACAAACCACUAUAAUACAUCAAUGGAAUAUUAUCAAAUUGCAAAAGAAAUAAUAGAAGAAUUACUUCAAGAAAAUAUUAUUGAAACAUUUCCAUUAAUAUUAAGAGAUUCAACUACAAGAGAAUCUUUAAUUAGAGAAUCUUUAAAAGGAAAAAUUGAAAGAACAAUAAUAGAAGAAGAAGAAAAAGAAAAAGAAGAAAAUAUAAAUAAAGAACCAAAAAAUAUAUCAGAAGUAUAUCAAGAAAUAAAAAAUCGAAUUUUAUAUAAAAUAAUUAAAUUAAAUAAUAUUAAAACAAAAAAUAAUAUAAAAAGUAUUCAAGAAUAUAAAGAAUUAUUAAAAUCACCAUUUAAUUCACCAAUAACAAAAGCAUGUAUUUUAAAUCAAAUUGGUAUUAAUCAAAUAGAAAAUAAAGAAAUAAAAGAAGGAAAUGAAACAUUUAAAAAAGCACUUUUAAUAGCUGAAAAAUAUUGUGAAGUAAAACUUAUUCAUUGUAUUAUACAUAAUAUUCUUAGAUGUAAUAAUUUAAAUAAUAAAAAAUGUUAUUAUCAUAUAAUGUCUAUUGGAAUAACAUAUAGAGAAAUAGAAAAUAUAAAAUAUAAUAAAAUAAGAAUAGAAGAAAAAAUAACAAUUAAAGAAAUUGAUAAAAAUUUACCAAAAGAAUGGACAAUUAUUUGUCUUUCAAUAGAUGAAAUUGAAAAAUCAAUUGUUAUUAGUAAUAUAAAUAAAGAAUAUAAUGGAAUUAAUGUCAGAAGAAAAUUAAAAAAAGGAAAAGAAAAUGAAAUUGAAAAAGAAAUUGAAAGAAUAAAAAUAAUUAAAAAAGAAAUUGAAAUAAUUUUUAGUGAAAUAAAUGGAAAAGAAAUAACAGAAAAUGAUAAAAGAAAACAUUGGAGAAAAGUUUUUGAUAUUGAUAAUAGAAUUAAAGAUAUUUGUUAUUCAUUAGAAAAUAAAGUAUUAGGAUGGUUAAAAAUUAUUUUUUAUCCAAGAAAUUAUUUUAGAACAAAAUAUAAUGAUAAUCUUUUAUAUUCAAUAAUUAAAAAUAUAAUAAAUAAAGAAAUUAUAGAAAUUGAUAUUUUAUAUUUACUUAUUAUUCAUUUUAAUAAAUUAACAAAUGAAGAAAUUAAUGAAUGUCUUAAUUAUAUAUUAGGAAUUGAAAUUAAUCCAUUAAUAAUAGAAAUUUUAAUUAAUCAAUUUAAAAAUAUUAAAUUACAAGAAAAAUUAGAAAUUCAAAAUAAAAGUAUUUUAUUAAUUCUUGAUAAACAACUACAUUGUCUUCCUUGGGAAUCAAUGCCUAAUUUUGAUAAUAUAAUGAUUACAAGAUUACCUUCAAUUGAACCUUUUUUAAUUCAAAAAUUAAAUAAUAUUAAUAAUACAAUUCCUGGAAUUUUAUUUAAUGGAAAAAGAGGUUAUUAUAUUAUUAAUCCAACUCAUGAUUUAAUUAAAACACAAAAUAAAUUAUUACCAUUAAUUAAUAAAUUAAAUUGGAAUGGAAUUUAUAAUCAAAUCCCAAAUGAAGAUCUUAUUUUAAAAGCUUUAUAUGAAAAUGAUAUAAUUUUAUAUUGUGGUCAUGGAAGUGGAGAACAAUUUAUUCAUGGUAAAAAAAUUAAAUCUUUAAAUAAAUGUGGAAUUGCAUUUCUAAUGGGUUGUAAUUCGGUUGAACUUAACCAACAAGGUGAUUUUGAACCAUCUGGUUUACCAAUUGAUUAUCUUCAAGCCGGUUCUCCUCUUGUAUGUGGAAAUUUAUGGAGUGUUCCUGAUAAUGAUUUAGAUAAUAUUACAAUAGAAUUAUUAAAUUGGUUAAAUUCAAAUUCUUCAAAUAAUCAAUAUUUAAUUAAUAUCCUUAAUAAUGCUAAAAAAAAGUGUAUUUGUAGAUAUUUUAUGGGUGCUUCAUUAGUAUGUUAUGGUAUUCCUGUAUUAAAGAAAAAUAUUAAUGAAUCAAUUAUUAUUAAAGAUAAUUAUUAG
Entamoeba dispar SAW760 is the source of this 4530-nucleotide messenger RNA. Its product is annotated as DNA double-strand break repair Rad50 ATPase, putative. Lineage: Eukaryota; Evosea; Mastigamoebida; Endamoebidae. Bases 1 to 4530 code for a protein of 1509 amino acids. The record is from RefSeq and is a predicted model, not a curated record. Gene Ontology annotation, molecular function: cysteine-type endopeptidase activity; protein binding. The transcript has a single exon. Gene Ontology annotation, biological process: proteolysis; meiotic chromosome separation. Gene Ontology annotation, cellular component: centrosome; cytoplasm; mitotic spindle.